Molecule: messenger RNA, 693 nt
Organism: Parnassius apollo (apollo)
Lineage: Eukaryota; Metazoa; Arthropoda; Insecta; Lepidoptera; Papilionidae
Source: the annotation of a GenBank genome assembly
AUGUCAAGGGCAAAAAAACUUAUUGAAGCCGCUUUAAAGAAAAAUGACAUAAUUAUCACAAAAGAGUCUAUUGAAAAUAUGCCUGUUAUAUUGGUUGCUGGUACGGCAACAUCUAAUGUUGCUUCAGAGAUCGUUACGGAAUUUGAUCCUCUAUCUGAUUGUAUUUCAACAUCCGACCUUGCUACGGAGGUAAUGGAAAUUGAGACACUGCCUGGUUUGUCGUCAACAUCUGAUGCUCUUCUUACUUCGACAAUAAUGGUCAUUGAACAAAUAUCUGAUAAUUCAUCCGGCCUCGUAACAUCGGUUACUCAGGAAUGCAUAGAAACCACCACAACUUCCGAGGGUACAUCACGUAAUGAUAAUAAUGCUAUCUUGAUGGACAACUGUUUAUUGGAUGAUAUUGAAUGCUUGGAUGCUGAUGAUUCAUUCAGCCUAUUGACAUCAGUUACUCACGAAUGCAUUAAAUCAUCUGCACCGGCUACAAAUUCCGAGGGUGCAUCAUGUAAUGAUAAUUGUGCUGUCUUGACUGAAAACAAUUUAAUCGAUGAUAUCGACUUCGGGAAUAUACCACUUGUACCUUAUUCUGAGCAUUCCGAUUCUAAUAGUGAAGAAAAACCAAGGAAAAUUAAGAGAAGAAAAAAAAUGUCUGGUAAACAAAGCUACAUGGAAAGAUCAAAAAAACAAAUUAAAUAA